GUUGAUUACACGUUUAAUUUUCCUGAGUAGUCAAUUUUAGUUGGAACAGAAAAUAAAGAAAAAAUCAACAUCGGCGGCUUUGGCUGUCACACAAAAGGCAAAAGUUCACAAAACGCAGGAAAAGAAAAGGCUAUUAUUGUGUUGCAGAAAAUUUAGGAAACUUUCCAAUUUCAUUAAUUCAUGGCUUCCUCUGCAAUUGUUUUCAACAUUCUACCAUCAUCUUCAUUGAGUUCUCUUUCAUUCAGAAACAGCAGAACCCCAUUUUCUCAAACCCCAAUCUUUUACAAACCCCUUAUUGUCAAUGCUUCUUCCACUUCUCUCGAUUAUUCCUCAUCCUCUCUCGAUGCUACAUCUACAAAGAAUAAUAAGUGGCUAUGGAAAUACAAGGAGAAUUCUGUGAAUAUUUAUUACGAGGAACAUGACAAGGGAAGCGAUGAGCAAUGUAAGAACAUUUUGAUGAUUCCUACUAUUUCUGAUGUAAGUACUGUUGAGGAAUGGAGAUCGGUGGCUAAAGACAUUGCUGGAAGAAGUGGUAAAGUUAAUUACAGAACUACCAUUGUGGAUUGGCCUGGUUUAGGGUACUCUGAUAGACCUAAACUUGAUUACAAUGCUGAUGUUAUGGAAAAGUUCUUGGUCGACUUCAUUAAUUCUCCUGAUGGUCCCGUGAACAAUUCCGAUAAGGACUUGGUGGUGUUUGGAGGAGGACAUGCUGCUACGAUAGCAGUUCGUGCUGCGAAGAAGGGCUUGGUGAAGCCAACAGCAAUUGCUUGUAUUGCUCCCACGUGGGCUGGUCCACUUCCUAUCGUUUUUGGAAGAGAUUCCAGCAUGGAAACUAGGUACGGUUUCCUUAGAGGGACCUUAAGGGCCCCUGCUCUUGGUUGGAUAAUGUAUAAUGUACUUGUCAGCAAUGAGAAAUCAAUACAAUCACAAUAUAAGUCCCAUGUUUAUGCAGACCCUGAAAAGGUAACUGCAGAUAUCAUUGAGACCCGAUACGCACUCACAAAACGGCAAGGUGCUCGCUAUGUGCCUGCUGCUUUCUUGACUGGUUUACUUGACCCAGUAAAAACCAGGGAGGAAUUUGUCCAACUCUUUGCAGAGUUGGAGGGUAAGAUACCGUGUCUAGUUCUGGCAACAGCAGGUGCUCCGAAGAGGUCAAAAGCAGAGAUGGAAGCACUUAGGGAGGCCAAAGGGGUGAGCAAGUAUGUUGAAGUGCCAGGUGCUCUCCUUCCCCAAGAAGAGUAUCCUGAAAUCGUUGCAGAACAGCUUUACAGGUUUCUGCAAGAGAUGUAUGAGCUGUAGGCUUAACUGGUUUAGUCAAAGGACAUAUGCAUUUCUUUUUCCAGUUUGCAGACCGGAUUGAUGUUAUGAGGUGUUUCCACUAAAGUUCAAUCUGUAAAGGAGGUUUCAAUUUAUUCAUCUCUUAUCCACGUAGGGAUGUGCAUGAUAUUUAGAAAUCUCCUAAUUUGUUUUGAAAGGUAACUGAUUUAGUAAUGGAAUGAAAUGGUCCCGAAUAGAGUAGAAUGGAUAUAGAGUACUCAUAUACCAACAUUGGUAUCUGACUGUCUGAAGGAAGAGUGUUACAGGAAACACACAUUCUACUGUUCAGUUUUCUCUUGGUCAUUUUGUAGAUUUGUUUUGACAAUGAUGAGUAGUAGCUUUUUUGAACAUAACAUUUAGGAUUAGUUAA
Molecule: messenger RNA, 1687 nt
Organism: Capsicum annuum
Lineage: Eukaryota; Viridiplantae; Streptophyta; Magnoliopsida; Solanales; Solanaceae
Exons: 5
Coding region: 181-1299 (372 amino acids)
Cellular component (GO): chloroplast
Source: RefSeq, a predicted model, not a curated record